Messenger RNA from Nothobranchius furzeri (turquoise killifish), 3222 nucleotides. It is a transcript of the gene nif3l1, whose product is annotated as NIF3 NGG1 interacting factor 3-like 1 (S. cerevisiae). Lineage: Eukaryota; Metazoa; Chordata; Actinopteri; Cyprinodontiformes; Nothobranchiidae. The record is from RefSeq and is a predicted model, not a curated record. Gene Ontology annotation, cellular component: mitochondrion; cytoplasm.
CAGAAAAAAAGCACUUUGGCUAGGCUAGGACCAGGACCAUCGACAUUACUAUAGACCAGGACCAGUUAACGGAACGGAAGCUGAGAAGGGACAUUUAGUGAGUUCUGCAGAAAGUGUACAUUUGUGUGUCAGUCUGACAGAAACGUAGCGAAUAUAGAACAGCCGUGGUUUUCUUCCCUGAAAGGCUGAUCUCCUCAGAUGUGGACUGGAUCCAGAAGUCUCUCCUGGACUGUUUUAUCCUCCAUAAGUAGAAAAAAACUUUUAAACAUUAAAAGCCUAAAUUCUUCUCUCUACUCUGCCCCCCCGCCCACUAAGAGUCACCACUUCCUAACAAGCAGACAAUCUGUUUAUUUGCAGCCUUUUCCUAAUUUCUCUUCCGUCCUCUGCCUGUCUGGUUCUGCUUCGUGUUCCGGCCCAAUGGAGUUAAAGGAGGUUCUGGAGGUUCUGGAGCAGCUGGCUCCUCUGUCGCUGGCCGAAUCGUGGGAUAACGUUGGCUUACUGGUUGAGCCAAGCAAACAUCGUGUGAUUAAAACCAUCCUGCUGACCAAUGACCUGACUGAAGCGGUCAUGGAGGAGGCUGAGGCUGUGAAUUGUGACCUCGUCGUCUCGUACCACCCACCUUUGUUUCGGCCCAUUAAGCGUCUGAUUCAGAAAGACUGGAAGCAGCGGUUAGCCAUUCGUGCUGUGGAGGCUGGGAUCGCAAUCUUUUCCCCUCACACUUCUUGGGAUAGUGUUAAAGGAGGGGUGAAUGACUGGCUGGUUGGGGGUCUUGGCCGCGGUCAGGUGUCUGUGCUGAAUCAGGCCCUCGGCGGAGCCUCCCACUGUCAAAAACUGGAGUUCAUGGUUAGGAACGCCGAGGAGCUCAAUUCCGUUGUAGAGGAGCUGAAGGCUUGUGGUGACGGAACAACUCUACAGUUCACCAGCAGCAGAUCAGACAGCAGCUGUGUCCAUGUCAGUGUGACCUGCAGUGACUCAGCACUGACCUCUAGUGUCCAGACUCUGUUAAAACACAGCACACCCAGCCAGUCUCUUAGCAUUUUGAAGCUGGAGAAGCCUCCUCUUAUGGGUCACGGUCAAGGCCGACUCAGUGUUCUGGACCACCCAGUAGACCUGACUACAGCCGUCCAGAAAAUGAAGUCCCACUUGGGUUUGAAUCAUCUCCGUUUGGCUCUGGGAGCGGGGAAGACCCCUGAGUCCAUCGUGAGCUGCGUGGCUGUCUGUGCUGGAUCUGGAGCCUCGGUGCUGAGCGGUGUCAAGGCGGACCUCUACAUCACUGGUGAGAUGUCCCACCACGAGGUGCUGGACGCGGUGGCGAAGGGCACCAGCGUCAUCCUCAGUGACCACAGCAACAGCGAGCGUGGCUUCCUGUUUGUGUUCAGGGAGAGGCUGGCCGUGCGGCUUCCUGACGAUGUAACGGUGCUGGUGUCCAAGGCGGAUAGAGACCCUCUGGAGGUUGUCUGACAGACUCGGAUUUGCUCCAGUUAUUUGACCCAUGUUGAUGUGAAAGUAUCCAGGCUGUGCUUUAAUCCACUGAUUGUGAAAACCUGCUGUGAUGAAGGGCGCUGUCUCGCUGCCACAUUCACACACACGGCCGGCUGAGUCUCAACAACAAUAGAUCCCGGUUGAUCAAAAUAGAUUGUACUUAUUCCAGAUGAGACGAAAUGUCAUCAUCUGGCAAGUGAGAGUCGAAGAUAAAGGAUAUAAUCUGUAAUUUAAAUGCACAAGGGAUCUAUUUGGAGAUGACACAGUGUGUUUUAAUCCCAACAAUCAGAGAGCUUGACCUUUUUUGUGUGGAAUUUCUGGCCGCACAAAUUUUCCCUUCCAAGAAGCCCGUAGGAUGGAAAGUAAUCCUCAUCAGAUUAGAGUUGGUUCAUUAUGAAGUAAGAAAUCUUUUUUUAAGCUAAAUCAGCAGCAGCUGAGUUAACUAUGAGGAUUCGAAGCCAAAUGAGAAACAAAAGACGGGUGCAGCCUGUAAACCCCUAUAAAUGACCUUUAGACCUCUGUGAGCAAACGCAGGUGGACAUCAAACUAUUUAGCACAUACGUGUCAAAUCUCAGCCUCGUCGUAAUCCUGAAUCCUCGCUAACAGCUCGACCUCCCCCUGCUUUGCCCAUAGAAAAAUAAAAACAAUCCAAACUGCUCCUGUUACGGUGUUUAACAGAGUUUUGUUGCUGCAGUGGCCCCGGCACACCUGUCUGCUCGUAAACACAUUAAGACUCAUCCCACACCUCAACGCUCUCAUCAAGCUCUCCAUCCCAGCGUGGAGCUCACACCUCCACUUCCCCUCAGACCUCACUCACUUUUAUCCGCAACAACAAACACAAAUGGAGAAGGAAAACAGCAACUAGAACAACACGUAAACGCCGCUCGUGUAAACCGACUCCAGCUGUCACAUUUUUAUCUUAGCUGGAGAGGCUGCACGCGGGUCCACUUGGGACCUGUGGGCUAGUUGUCUUUGUUCCACUGACAGGAAGUGCUGAAGCCACAAUUUAUUCAUGUGCUCGCUUGAUUCAUUAGAUGUUACAGAAUAUUUAAGAGGAUUUCGAUGCUGAUUCAAACAACAGAAGCAGGACAGGGAAGACGACGACUGAGAUCCAAUAAAAUCACCAGAUGACUACGAAAAUAUUUGUUCUGUUUUUCAUUAAUCAGCUCAACAUGCUCCGUCUGUGAUGGAAAACAUCGUUCUCACGUUCUAGCCUUGGUGAAUUGUCAGUGUUGGGUCCUAACCAGCUCCAUCCUGCAGAGGAACACCUUUAUAACACGGUUGUUUGAAGCAGUGGUUCCCGACCUUUUUCCCAAGGGACCCUGUUUUUUUACCAGUAAAAUUUUUGAUGACCCCCUCCCAUUCUCUCUUCCAGUACAAACAUUAUUAAGAAAUGAUAAAAUUGUUCAAGCACAUUUUAAUAUGCUUUGAUUCAAUAGAUAACAGUAAUAGUAGGCUCCAGUACAGAACAAAGUCAUUAACAAAACCAAACAGAGCAUAAUGUGCUUGACAGUUUGUAUUACUUUUCUGAACACAUUGUUUCUUGUAAACACUGAUAAAUCAAUCAUUCCUUUCAAUAAACGUUUGACACAUAAAAAAUACACUGAGCAAAUGUACUUAAAUGUGUAUAUUACUGUUUAUACUAGAUUAUUUACUGUAAAGGCUGUGAUUAAUCAACCAGUCGUAUCUUUAAUGAACUUUUGACACUUGAAAAUAAAACAGUGAGCUGAGCAAAAUGUU